Molecule: messenger RNA, 1829 nt
Organism: Dryobates pubescens (Downy woodpecker)
Lineage: Eukaryota; Metazoa; Chordata; Aves; Piciformes; Picidae
Gene: BDP1
Product: B double prime 1, subunit of RNA polymerase III transcription initiation factor IIIB
Exons: 10
Coding region: 18-1829 (603 amino acids)
Biological process (GO): RNA polymerase III preinitiation complex assembly
Cellular component (GO): transcription factor TFIIIB complex
Molecular function (GO): TFIIIC-class transcription factor complex binding
Source: RefSeq, a predicted model, not a curated record
CCUCCGCAGCCGCCGCCAUGUUCCGCCGUGCCCGCCUCAAUGUGCGGCCCAAUGUGCGACCCGCGGGCAGAGGUGCCGGCAGCGCGGCCGACCCGAAGCCUCAGGGUUCGGACUCCCCUGUGGCUGCCGGUGCAGAGGGUGCGGCGGGAGAGGCGACUGAUCCCCCGCCGAUCGCGCCGGAGGUGGAGAGUGAGGACAAGGCUGAUGGCUCAAAUGAUGCUGGAGAAGCUAUCAAACCUGCAGAGGCGCCCUUCCAGAGGAGAAAGCGGAUCUCCACCAUGCCCAAUCUUGCCAAACCCCGAGCUGCACCUUCAUCUGCUCAGCAUCCUGCAUCAAAGCCACAGAGGGGAGCAUCACAGGCUCCUGAUGGCAGUGCUUCCCCGCAGAAGGACCCCUCUCCAUCAGAAAAGAGUCAUGCUGAAAGCCCCUUAAAGCCUCCCAUGCUGCCUGAGAAGCAAACACCCUUGCCGCAAGUGCCACAGUUUUCCCCACUAAAAAAAUCAGUGAGCAAAGAGCCAACUGCAUGUGCAGCUGCUCAGAAGAAUGAGGAAGGCUUGCAGAAGACUGUACCUGCCCCACUCAAGGAGAGACCAACACAGGAAAGAUCAGGAACACAGGAGGAAAAGCUGCCUGUAAAACCUUCCCCUGUGAAAGAGAAACGAAUGUGUUCUGACCGCGAAAGGAUCCUCAAAGCUCGGAAGUUGAGAGAGAUGCUUAAAGAAGAGCUGAAGAAAGAAAGGAUGAUGAAACACAGACCUCCAAUAAUUGAAGGACGCUCUCCACCAGACCAUUCUAAAAUGACCAUGAGAGACUUGAUAUACUACCUGCCAGAAAACAACCCCAUGAAGUCCUCACUGGCAGAAGAAAAGAGAACAGAAAGAAAUUCUGCACCAAGUCAAAUGAAAGAACAGGAAGAGAAAAGUGCUCCUGAUCGUGAAGAAGAUGAUGAAAAGCAAGAAGCAGAGAAUGAGGAGGAGAGUCAGGAUGGUCCACUUCUUGUUCCUCGUGUGAAAGUAGCAGAAGAUGGUUCCAUUAUUCUGGAUGAAGAAAGUUUAACUGUGGAAGUUCUAAGGACAAAAGGCCCACGUGUGGUUGAAGAAAACGAUCCCAUCUUUGAGCGUGGCUCCACAACUACGUAUUCCAGCUUCAGGAAAAGUUUUUACACAAAACCAUGGUCAAAUAAAGAAACAGACAUGUUCUUUUUAGCUAUCAGUAUGGUAGGAACAGACUUCUCCCUGAUUGGACGGCUGUUUCCUCACAGAGCCAGAGCAGAGAUCAAGAACAAGUUCAAACGUGAGGAAAAAGCGAAUGGAUGGAGGAUAGACAAAGCUUUCAAAGAGAAGCGGCCCUUUGAUUUUGAGUUCUUUGCCCAGCUGCUUGAGAAGGUCCUAGCAGAUGAAGAGAAGAGAAAGCAAAAGGCUGUUAAAAGCCAGAAGCCAAAGGAAAAGAAGCCAUCAAGGCCUCGAAAGAAGCUAAAAGCAGUGAAAAAUGCCAACACAGAAGUUGCUGAUGAACAAAGUGAUCUUGAGGAGGCCAGAAUUUCUGAUGCAGAAGCAGAUGCUGUGAUGGCUGAGAAGGAAAAUGAGGAAUCUUUGGGCAUUUCUGAAGAAGCAGGAGAACAGAUUGCAUCAGAGCCAGCAUUAGCAAAAAGGAAGAGAAAGAGAAAGGGAAAAGAUGAUGCUGAAGAGGAAGUGGAGAGUCUUUCAGAUGAAAUGGCUGUCCCUUCAAAGAUUGCUGAUAAAGAGAAAUCCUUUAAGAAAAGUGAGAGUCAGAAGUACUCACUUUUAAAUGUUCAAAUGUAUAUAAAGACAUACAGACUCCCAGCAUGA